AUGGAACAAAACGAAGCCGCUGGGGCCGGGUCACUCAGCUGGCGUCUUAGCUCGCAUCCCAUUACUCUGUUGUGUUUCCUAGGAUUUCGCAUUUCAAGUCUCCUAGUCUAUCUCUUCGGCAUUCUCUUCACCCAAAACUUCGUCCUAAUAUUCAUAAUAACGAUCCUCCUCCUCGCAGCCGAUUUCUACUACCUCAAAAAUAUCGCGGGCCGUCGCCUCGUCGGAUUGCGCUGGUGGAAUGAAGUGGAUCCUGCAUCGGGCGAUUCUCACUGGGUCUUCGAGUCCUCGGAUCCAAAUACCAAAAUAAUAAAUCCUACCGAUAGCAGAUUCUUUUGGCUUGCGCUGUACUCGCAGCCAUUACUAUGGGUUGGAUUGGCUUUUGUGGCCAUUUUUAGGUUUGAGUUUAUCUGGUUGACGUUGAUCGUGAUUGCGUUAAGUUUGACGGUCACGAAUACUUUGGCGUUCUCGAGAUGUGAUAAGUUUGGACAAGCAUCAAAUCUGGCAGGCAGCGCUAUGUAUACCUCGGGAAUCGCAGGGAAUAUUGCAAGCGCCACGCUUGGAAGAUUCUUCUCCCGCUGA
Molecule: messenger RNA, 579 nt
Organism: Sclerotinia borealis F-4128
Lineage: Eukaryota; Fungi; Ascomycota; Leotiomycetes; Helotiales; Sclerotiniaceae
Source: the annotation of a GenBank genome assembly